Molecule: messenger RNA, 2316 nt
Organism: Piliocolobus tephrosceles (Ugandan red Colobus)
Lineage: Eukaryota; Metazoa; Chordata; Mammalia; Primates; Cercopithecidae
Product: PH and SEC7 domain-containing protein 2-like
Exons: 14
Coding region: 1-2316 (771 amino acids)
Biological process (GO): regulation of ARF protein signal transduction
Molecular function (GO): protein binding; phospholipid binding; guanyl-nucleotide exchange factor activity
Source: RefSeq, a predicted model, not a curated record
AUGGAGGAAGACAAACUCUUAUCUGCAGUGCCUGAGGAAGGCGAUGCCACCCAUGACCCCAGCCCGGAGCCUGAGGAGGAUCCGGGGGUCCGGAAUGGAAUGGCCAGUGAGGGCCUGAACAGCAGCCUCUGCAGCCCAGGGCAUGAGCGAAGGGGCACCCCAGCGGACACUGAGGAACCCACGAAGGACCCAGACAUGGUCUUCCGUGGCCUCAGCCUUGGCCUCUCUCUCACCAACGGCCUAGCCCUGGGGCCAGACUUGAACAUUCUGGAAGAUUCAACAGGGUCCAGGCCCUGGAGGGCUGGCGUGCUGGCAGAGGGAGAUGAUGCUUCUAGGAGCCUCUGCCCAGAUGCUGAGGAUCCUCAGCUGGGGUUGGAUGGUCCCGGGGAGCCAGAUGUGCGGGAUGGCUUCAGUGCCACGUUUGAGAAGAUUCUGGAGUCAGAGCUGCUGCGGGGCACCCAGUACAGCAGCCUCGACUCCCUAGAUGGGCUGAGCCUCACCGAUGAGAGUGACAGCUGCGUCAGCUUCGAGGCCCCCCUCACACCCCUCAUCCAGCAGCGGGCUCAUGACAGCCCUGAGCCAGGGGCUGGGCUGGGCAUUGGGGACAUGGGGUUUGAGGGGGACAUGGGGGCAGCUGGUGGUGAUGGGGAGCUGGGCAGCCCCCUGCGGCGCUCUAUCUCCAGCAGCCGCUCUGAGAACGUCCUAAGCCGCCUGUCUCUCAUGGCCAUGCCCAAUGGAUUCCAUGAAGAUGGCCCCCAGGGCCCAGUGGGGGACGAGGAUGAUGACGAGGAGGACACAGACAAGUUGCUGAACUCAGCCAGUGACCCCAGCCUGAAGGAUGGCCUGUCAGACUCAGACUCUGAGCUCAGCAGCUCGGAGGGGUUGGAGCCUGGUAGCUCAGACCCACUGGCCAACGGGUGCCAGGGGGUCAGUGAAGCUGCUCGUCGGCUGGCACGCCGCCUCUACCACCUUGAGGGCUUCCAGCGCUGCGAUGUGGCCCGGCAGCUGGGCAAGAACAACGAGUUUAGCAGACUGGUGGCCGGGGAGUACCUCAGUUUCUUCGACUUCUCGGGCUUGACUCUGGACCGAGCACUCAGAACAUUCUUGAAGGCCUUCCCACUGAUGGGGGAGACACAAGAGCGUGAGCGAGUCCUCACACACUUCUCCCGCCGGUACUGCCAGUGCAACCCUGAUGACAGCACCUCGGAAGAUGGGAUCCACACACUCACCUGUGCCCUGAUGCUGCUCAACACGGACCUGCACGGCCACAACAUUGGCAAGAAGAUGUCCUGUCAACAAUUCAUUGCCAACUUGGACCAGCUGAAUGAUGGCCAAGACUUUGCCAAAGACCUGCUGAAGACCCUUUACAACUCCAUCAAGAAUGAAAAGCUGGAAUGGGCCAUUGAUGAGGACGAGCUGAGGAAAUCCCUGUCUGAGCUGGUGGAUGACAAGUUCGGGACAGGCACGAAGAAGGUGACGCGAAUCCUGGAUGGUGGCAACCCCUUCCUGGAUGUCCCACAGGCGCUCAGUGCCACCACCUACAAGCACGGCAUCCUGACCCGGAAGACUCAUGCUGACAUGGAUGGCAAGAGGACACCCCGUGGGAGGCGUGGCUGGAAGAAAUUCUACGCAGUGCUCAAAGGGACCAUCCUGUACCUGCAGAAGGAUGAGUACAGGCCUGACAAAGCUCUAUCGGAGGGUGACCUGAAGAACGCCAUUCGCGUGCAUCACGCUCUGGCCACCAGGGCCUCUGACUACAGCAAGAAGUCCAACGUGCUCAAGCUUAAGACGGCCGACUGGAGGGUAUUCCUUUUCCAGGCACCGAGCAAGGAAGAAAUGCUGUCCUGGAUCCUCAGGAUCAACCUGGUGGCAGCCAUCUUCUCUGCCCCGGCCUUCCCAGCUGCUGUCAGCUCCAUGAAGAAGUUCUGUCGGCCCCUGCUGCCCUCCUGCACCACCCGCCUCUGCCAGGAGGAGCAACUGCGGUCUCAUGAGAAUAAGUUGAGGCAGCUGACUGCGGAGCUGGCCGAACACAGGUGUCACCCAGUCGAGAGGGGCAUCAAGUCCAAGGAGGCCGAGGAGUACCGGUUGAAGGAGCACUAUCUCACCUUCGAGAAAAGCCGUUAUGAGACCUAUAUCCACCUCCUGGCUGUGAAAAUCAAAGUGGGCUCAGAUGAUCUGGAGCGGAUUGAGGCCCGGCUGGCCACUCUGGAAGGGGAUGACCCUUCUCUCCGGAAGACACACUCAAGUCCUGCCCUCAGCCAGGGCCAUGUGACUGGCAGCAAAACCACAAAAGAUGCCACUGGGCCUGAUACUUAG